Messenger RNA from Protopolystoma xenopodis, 177 nucleotides. Lineage: Eukaryota; Metazoa; Platyhelminthes; Monogenea; Polystomatidea; Polystomatidae. The record is from the annotation of a GenBank genome assembly.
UUUUACAAUAUUUCGCGACGUCCCUCUAAAGAGGCCGCCGCUCCACGGGGCGCCGCCACGCACAGUUUGGGAAUCACUGCUCUAUACACUCUACCUCAAGCUUUUGAUGGCACGUACACACCAGCCUUACUGAACAAGCCCCUAAAGUCUGGAUUCUCAAUUGGCAUGGCAACCUAA